GUGGCGGGAGUUUUCGGAUGCGCUGGCGGCGACCCUGUCUGCAGCAGUUGAUCGGGGCUGGGCCGGGCUGAGGGCGCGGACGGCGGAACCGGGAAGGCGACUGACUCCACCUCGGCUCGGGGCUUUCUGAGCCUGUGCGGGAGGAUGCAGCGGCAGCGGCCACGGCUGCUGACCCCCGCGGGACAGGGCCCUGCCGCGGGUCCGGCUUACCCUUGCUCAGCCUCGCUCCGCAAGAUGCCACGCAGGAAGGGCCCUCAGCACCCUCCGCCUCCGGGCGGCCCCGAGGAGCCGGGGGAGAAACGGCCCAAGUUUCAUCUAAGUAUUAGGACACUGACAGAUGAUAUGCUGGACAAAUUUGCCAGCAUAAGAAUUCCAGGGAGCAAGAAAGAGAGACCUCCACUUCCCAGCCUGAAGACUACAUUUGCAAGCAGUGAAUGCUCAUUAGCCUCUUCAGAGAUGGAAAACCUUCCCAAGCCACUGGCACAGAAUGAGGUCUUGGAGCUUUUUGAAAAGAUGAUGGAAGAUAUGAAUUUAAAUGAAGAUAAAAAGGCACCAUUGCGGGAAAAGGACUUCAGUAUCAAAAAAGAAAUGGUGAUGCAGUACAUUAAUACCGCUUCGAAGACAGGAAGUCUUAAGAGCAGCCGACAGAUUUCACCUCAGGAAUUCAUCCAUGAUCUGAGAAUGGGGCCAACAGAUGAGAGACUCGUCACAUGCCUGGAAUCUCUCCGAGUGUCUUUGACCAGUAAUCCUGUGAGUUGGGUCGAAAGCUUUGGAUGUGAGGGUCUUGGAAUAUUACUAGAUAUUUUGGAAAACCUAAUUAAAAGAAAAACACAGGACAACAUUAUAAAGAAGAAUCAACACAAAGUCGUACAAUGUCUAAAAGCCUUGAUGAAUACACAGUAUGGCUUAGAAAGAAUUAUGAGUGAAGAGAGAAGUCUUUCUUUGCUGGCCAAGGCCAUGGAUCCUAAGCACCCUAGCAUGAUGACCGAUGUGGUUAAACUCCUUUCUGCAGUGUGCAUUGUCGGGGAGGAAAGCAUCCUGGAGGACGUUUUAGAAGCUUUAACGUCAGCUGGAGAAGAAAGAAAAAUUGACAGAUUUUCUUCUAUUGUAGAAGGCCUUCGGCACAAUUCAGCUCAACUGCAGGUAGCUUGUAUGCAGCUCAUCAAUGCCCUUGUUACAUCUCCUGAUGAUUUGGACUUCAGGCUUCAUAUCAGGAAUGAAUUUAUGCGCUGUGGAUUGAAAGAGAUAUUGCCAAAUUUAAAGUGUGUUAAGAAUGAUGGCCUGGAUAUCCAACUUAAAGUCUUUGAUGAGCACAAGGAAGAAGAUUUGAUUGAGUUUUCCCAUCGCCUUGAAGAUAUUAGAGCUGAAUUUGAUGAAGCUCAUGAUGUUUACAACAUGUUGUGGAAUACUGUUAAGGAAACUGCAGCAGAGGGACAUUUUAUAUCUAUCCUUCAACAUCUGCUGCUGAUUCGCAAUGAUUAUUUUAUAAGGCAACAAUACUUCAAAUUAAUUGAUGAAUGUGUAUCUCAGAUUGUUCUACAUAGAGAUGGAAUGGAUCCAGACUUCACAUAUCGAAAGAGACUAGAUUUAGAUUUAACACAGUUUGUGGAUGUUUGCAUAGAUCAGGCUAGACUGGGAGAGUUUGAAGAGAAAGCUUCGGAACUGAACAAAAAAUUUGAAAAAGAGUUUACAGACCACCAAGAAACCAAGGCACAAUUGCAGAAAAAUGAGGCAAAGAUUAAUGAGCUUCAAGCAGAGUUGCAAGCUUUUAAAUCUCAGUUUGGUGCCCUGCCAGCUCAUGUGAAUAUUCCUUUGUCAUCAAAAGAAGAUGGAAGUGGCCCCCCAGCACCACCUCCUGCUCCUCCACUGCCCUCCUGUGGAGGGGUGCCUCUGCCACCCCCUCCUCCACCCCCUCCUCCACCUCCACUUCCAGGAAUGCCAUUGCCAUUUGGGGGUGCUGUGCCUCUGCCACCUCCCCUGGGAUUUCUCGGUGGACACAAUGCACCACCACCACCAAGCCUGCCAUUUGGAUUGAAACCAAAGAAAGAAUUCAAACCUGAAAUCAGCAUGAGAAGAUUAAAUUGGUUAAAGAUCAGACCACAAGAAAUGACGGAGAACUGUUUCUGGAUAAAAGUAAAUGAAACUAAGUAUGAGAAUGUUGAUUUGCUUUGUAAACUUGAGAAUACAUUCUGCUGCCAACAAAGAGAGAAAAGAGAAGAGGAAGAUUUUGAAGAGAAGAAAGCUAUUAAGAAAAAAAUUAAAGAACUUAAAUUUUUAGAUUCUAAAAUUGCCCAGAACCUUUCAAUCUUCCUGAGCUCUUUCCGAGUACCUUAUGAAGAAAUCAGAAUGAUGAUAUUGGAAGUAGAUGAAACACAGUUGGCAGAGUCUAUGAUUCAGAACUUAAUAAAGCAUCUUCCUGAUGAAGAACAAUUAAAUUCAUUAUCUCAGUUCAAGAGUGACUACAGCAACUUAUGUGAACCCGAGCAGUUCGCUGUUGUGAUGAGCAAUGUGAAGAGACUACGGCCACGGCUCAGUGCGAUUCUCUUUAAGCUUCAGUUUGAAGAGCAGGUGAGCAACAUCAAACCUGACAUCACGGCUGUCAGUGCUGCCUGUGAAGAGAUAAAGAAGAGCAAAAGCUUCAGCAAGUUGCUGGAACUUGUAUUGCUAAUGGGAAACUACAUGAACGCUGGCUCCCGGAAUGCUCAAACCUUCGGAUUUAACCUUAGCUCCCUCUGUAAAUUGAAGGACACCAAAUCAGCAGAUCAGAAAACCACACUGCUUCAUUUCCUGGUACAAAUAUGUGAAGAGAAGUACCCUGAUAUUCUGAAUUUUGUGGAUGACUUGGAGCAUGUAGACAAAGCCAGCAGAGUCUCUGUAGAAACGCUGGAAAAGAAUUUGAAGCAGAUGGGAAGGCAGCUUCAACAGCUUGAAAAAGAUUUGGAAACCUUUCCCCCUCCUGAGGACUUGCAUGACAAGUUUGUGACAAAGAUGUCCAGCUUCGUUACCAGUGCAAAAGAACAAUAUGGAAAGCUUUCAAAAUUACAUGAAAACAUGGAAAAAUUGUACCAGAAUAUAAUGGGAUACUAUGCCAUUGAUGUGAAGAAAGUUUCAGUGGAAGAUUUUUUUACAGACUUGAAUAACUUCAGAACAACUUUCAUGCAAGCAGUGAAAGAGAACAUCAAAAAAAGAGAGACAGAGGAAAAAGAAAAACGUGCCAGAAUAGCUAAGGAAUUCGCAGAGAAGGAAAGACUUGAACGGCAGCAAAAGAAAAAGCGCUUACUGGAAAUGAAGACUGAGGGUGAUGAGACAGGAGUGAUGGAUAGUCUGCUGGAGGCCUUGCAGUCGGGGGCUGCCUUCCGCGACAGAAGAAAAAGGACACCGAAGCCGAAAGAUCUCCGGCAAAGUCUCAGUCCAAUGUCUCAGAGGCCUGUUCUGAAAGUUUGUAACCAUGAAAAUCAGAAAGUGCAGUUGACAGAAGGGUCACGUUCACACUACAAUAUCAAUUGCAACUCCACAAGGACUCCAGCCGCCAAGGAGCUUAAUUAUAAUCCAGACACUCAUACGUCUACAGGGAGGAUCAAGACAGUUGAGAAGAAGGAAGCCUGUAAUGUGGAAAGCAACAGAAAAAAGGAAAUGGAACUUCUUGGCUCUGUUUCUAAAAACGAGUCAGUUCCCGAAGUUGAAGCCCUGCUGGCAAGAUUACGAGCUUUAUAAAUUAAACUGGUAAAAAAAAAUGAUUAAACCAAGUAUAAAGCCAUGCUGUAAGCUGAAACACUUGAAAAAAUGCUUUUAUAUAAGUGAAUUUAUAUAGUUUUAAAUUAUGAUAUAUGCUAGAAGAGUAAAGCUAAAUACAUGAUUGCAAUGCUUUUUUUCUGUAUAUUUGAGGUUUGGGCUCAUUCAAGACUGCAGUGGGCUUUAAUGCUUUUUCUGUGUCUCUCCUGGAAUCCAUCUGUUCUAUAUUUGGUGUUAAUUAUACAUAUUGCUGUAGAGAGCAGGUAGGUGGCCAUGUGUUCAGCAAUGUGUCCUUAAAAUCUAUUUAAGUCACCGUAACUUUUGCUGUACUAUUUCAAUAUUAAUGAAUGUCAAAUCAUCAACCUUAAGUCUUUACAUAUCCACAUAUAUCCUCUGUAUAUUAUUUAUCCAGCCAUACAUUGCUUUAAAAAACAUACAAUUGAAUAUAUCAGAGCUAUUUGGAAAUGAC
Ochotona princeps (American pika) is the source of this 4201-nucleotide messenger RNA. It is a transcript of the gene DIAPH3, whose product is annotated as diaphanous related formin 3. Gene Ontology annotation, biological process: actin cytoskeleton organization; actin filament polymerization. The transcript is spliced from 28 exons. Gene Ontology annotation, molecular function: small GTPase binding; microtubule binding; actin binding. Lineage: Eukaryota; Metazoa; Chordata; Mammalia; Lagomorpha; Ochotonidae. The record is from RefSeq and is a predicted model, not a curated record. Gene Ontology annotation, cellular component: cytoplasm; actin filament. The coding region runs from base 145 to 3714 and encodes 1189 amino acids.